GGGCCGUGCACGGGAGUCCCGCUCCGCCGCCGCGCCGGGGCCGCGCUGAGGGGCGGGCGGCGGCCGCUGGCCGCGGGGAGCGCCCCGAGGGUUCCACCUGGUGCCGCCUGCGGCGGGGCGGGGCAGGGCGGUGACCUGCACAUCCCGGCUCCUUCUUCCUCGGAGCAGCGGGGGUGGAGAGAGAGGGGCUGGGGGAGGUCCUCUCCGCCCCCGUCGGAGGGAGCGGAGCGAGGGGAAAGCAUGUGAAAAUUGUUCCUGUUUCUUCAGGUCUGUGGACGUGAGUUUUACAUUGGAGUUAGAGGCAGCAUUUUUGAAAACUCUUUGCAUAGUGGUGUGGUCCUGACAAGCUGCUUCUGGUGUCAGUAACAGACCUUCUACCAUGAGCAACUCUACUCCAGCUACAGGUAAUGAGAAGAAAAAAAGUAAAGGAAAAAGAUCUCCGUGUUCCCCUUCACGUGUCCUUCAUAUUCGUCAAAUUCCAAAUGGUGUUACUGGAGCAGAAGUUGUUUCAUUAGGUCUCCCUUUUGGCAAAGUAACCAAUCUCUUGAUGCUAAGAAGAAAAGGUCAGGCAUUUUUGGAAAUGGCUUCCGUAGAUGCUGCUGUUUCUAUGGUGAACUACUACACUCCUGCUACACCUCACCUCCACAAUCAGCCAGUUUAUAUUCAGUAUUCCCAUUACAAGGAACUUAGGACUGACAAUCAGCAUAAUCAGGCUAGACCCCAUCAUGCGCUGCAAUGUGCGAAUGCUGUGCAGCAUGGAAACCUGGGUAUUACAAGUGCUCUUGCUGCUGAAGGUGGGGUCCUUCCAAGUAAUGGUUGUGUUCUUCGAAUCGUUGUUGAAAAUGUUUUUUGCCCUGUCACUUUAGACAUACUUUAUCAGAUUUUCUCUAAAUUUGGCUUUGUCUUGAAGAUUGUCAUGUUCCAUAAGAACAAUCAAUUUCAAGCUCUGCUCCAAUAUGCUGAUGCAAUGCAUGCAUAUUAUGCCAAAAUGUCUCUGGAUGGCCAUUGUAUCUACGCUGGCUGCUGCACUCUGCGUAUUGAUUUCUCCAAGUUAACUGACCUAACGGUGAAGUACAACAAUGACAGAAGUAGAGAUUUCACUCGCAUUGACCUUCCUUUUGGUGAUGGCCAGCGAACCAUGGAGGCAUCCUUAUCUACUCCCUUUGCUACCCAAAAUACCGUAUUUCCAUCAUAUACAGGGCCUCCUGGGUUUGCCCCAGCCUUGGGCUUUCCUCAGGGAGCAGGUCCUUCUGUUCUGCCUGUUCCUGGAGCACUUGGUCCUUUCACAGUCACCACAUCUGCAGCACCUGGACACAUGACUAUUCCUGGUAUUCCAGGAAACUCCGUUUUACUAGUCAGCAACCUCAACCCUGAAGCCAUCACACCUUAUGGACUAUUCAUCCUGUUUGGUGUGUAUGGUGACGUGCAUCGUGUCAAAAUCAUGUUUAAGAAAAGAGGAAUUGCUUUGGUUCAGAUGGCAGAUGCAACCCAAGCUCAGUUAGCUAUCAACUACUUGAAUGGACAGAGGCUUUAUGGAAGGGUCAUGCAUGCUACUUUUUCAAAAUAUCAGACAAUUCAACUUCCUCGUAAGGGACAAGAGGACAAAGGUCUGACAAAGGACUAUAGCAAUAGCCCUUUACAUCGCUUUAAGAAUCCCUGCUCUAAGAAUUUCCAAAAUAUCUUUCCUCCAUCUGCAACCUUGCAUCUGUCCAACAUCCCGCCCUCUGUUACUGUUGAUGAUUUGAAGAACCUUUUUACAAGUAAAGGAUCUACUGUGAAAGGCUUCAAAUUUUUCCAGAAAGAUUGCAAAAUGGCUCUUAUCCAGCUGGGCUCUGUGGAAGAAGCAGUUCACGCUCUCAUUGAGCUUCACAAUCAUGACUUUGGAGAAAACCAACAUCUCAGAGUUUCGUUCUCAAAAUCUUCAAUCUGAAUUAUCUGUGAAUUUUCCCUUUAAAGCUGCAUAAUGGUUUUAGUAAAAUCUUCAAACAGAGACAGCUCUGACCAACUCUGUCCCUUAAAAGAAAAACCUCAUUCAUACACAAAGAAUUAAGUGAUUAUUUUUUCUGAUUCUAGCUGCAAUUAUGUCAUCCAUAGAAAGAUCUUCUGUGAAAUCAUUUUAGCAACAAUAUUUAUCAUCAAAUUUCCUACUUAAAAUUAUGUUUUGAGACCAUCCUUUCAGCUUUAAUUUGAAAUCAGCCUUACAAAACAAUUUUGAGUGCUUUUACAAUGUGUGGGAUCUCAGCACCUCAGGACUGAGGUGCCGAGUCACCGAGACCACCCUUGGGGGGCUCGGGAGUCCUGAAAUGUUGCCAGAAGUGUCUGGUGGCUGGACUUUGAUCCUACACAGGAGAUGACACUUGUAUGAGGAUAGGAGGGGUUCACCGGGGUGAAUGGUGAAGGGAUAAGUUAAUUAGAGAGUGAAACACAAAGUUUAAGAUUUCUGUACAGGGGAGUUUAGAGAAGUAAGAUGGAAGAAUUGGGGCGUGUCCUAUCCUUCUUCUUCUUCUCCUCCAUCUUCUGUAGUGAUAGUAGCACUUUGAGAUUGGUUAUUACUAAAAGUGCACUGGUCAAUAAGGGUGAAAAGUAUUGGAGAAAAAUGAUAAAUAUUGUAUACGUAACUUUGGGUAUAAAGAUAGGUGACCGCCCCGGAGGGCAAGGAGUGUGCUCAUGGCUGGCUGCUGAGCAGACCUCUGUCGGGCCGAGAGAAAAUCUUUUAGAUAAACAAUUAAUAAACACCGAGAACGAGAAAAGAACUGAAGCCACUUCUCAUCUUUUGAAACGCAAGCUGCCCCAAAACCACCCUGGGCCUUUCCAGGCCAUCCAAACAGCCGAAAAUCAGACAACAAUGUACCAAAUGAGUAUGUUUAAUGAAAAAGUAAACCUACUCUGUGCAGAUUAAUUUGAAUGUGAAAUAGUGCUUGGGUUUCUUGAAGAAAAGCAAACAGUAACUGUGAGUAUCCUCUAAAUAGUAUUUAUGUUACCAAGGUGUGUGUUCAUACUUUGGUGAAUCUUUACAAAUAACUUGUUUAUAAAAAUAAAAAGUCUGUGCUGUUCUUAUAGAUUAAAUUAUUAGAGAAAAGGCAGUGCCUUCUCUCUGUGGAAUAAAAGUAUUUGACAAGUUUCUUCAAGGUGUAGUAUUGGAAAAUUAGUUUGACUUGACUCUGGGUUGGAAGUUUGAUGUCCUAUUUCUACUAUGAAGGGAUGUGUAACAGUACCUU
Molecule: messenger RNA, 3218 nt
Organism: Zonotrichia leucophrys gambelii
Lineage: Eukaryota; Metazoa; Chordata; Aves; Passeriformes; Passerellidae
Gene: PTBP3
Product: polypyrimidine tract binding protein 3
Exons: 15
Coding region: 380-1930 (516 amino acids)
Biological process (GO): mRNA processing; regulation of RNA splicing
Cellular component (GO): nucleus
Molecular function (GO): mRNA binding
Source: RefSeq, a predicted model, not a curated record